CCUCAAGUAAACGACUGUCCGACAGGUCAGAAACCGUCUGAGGAUAACUCCUUCCAGAGCCUGUCAGCAGGCUUAUGGCGGACGCUCGGCACUUUUUGCCCCUCCUGUUGUUAUUCGGUUCCUGCACAUGACAGAAUGGAGCUGCUUUUCCAGAGAUGCCAUAAAGAGAUUUUCCUCAACUCUGUCUUCCGAUCUGUCCUCCUCAUAUCCUGUUUGUUUGUGGUUCUGUCCGUCUCCUUGUAUCCCGGGUUGUGGUCCAUCGGGGUCCAGGUCCGCUCAGUCUUCACAGGGAGCUACAUACCAGGCCACCACUCUGUGCUCCUCAUCAACAGCCCCAAUGAGCAGGCGGCCAAGGACAUCAGCAGGGCGAUCAUGGAGAGACGGCUGGCAGCCAGCAUUAACAUUCUUCCCAGGACUUCAACGAUGUAUUUGUGGAAAGGCGAAAUCGAGGACACAAGUGAAAUUUUGAUGCUGGUGAAAACAAAGAGCUCCAAGAUCCAGCAAGUCACAGAUUAUGUGAGGUCGAUACACCCCUAUGCAAACCCGGAGGUGCUGAGUUUCCCGGUGGAGGACGGCAGCCUCGCCUACAUGAAGUGGAUGGAUGAAGCCAUUCCAGAUGACUGAUAUUUUAUUACAAUCAAGGCCAAUUCCGGCGCGGACUGCGGCAAAAAUGGAACCGAUCGCGGCGGGGGAGGGCUUUUUGUUCAAUAGGCUGAACGCUUCAGCAAGCAACUCUGCUGAAUUAAAUUUUUGAUACAUGACAUUUACGCCGUUUUGUUGUUGUGGCCUUUUCACCGGAUAUUUUGACGACCGGUGGAAACCUGAUCCCAGUCAAUUAAUGCAACUCUGCUGCAGAAAACAGCGUGUUUUUAAAUGUUCUGAGUGUGACAGGUGGAGGUUCCAGCAGACCGCUCAGCCUUAAUUGAAUGGCCCAUGUUUGAUGAGCUGCUGGUAAACAGCUUUAGUUCACACUGUUCAAACUGGCUGGUUGAGUGAAAACUAACUUUUUUAAUAUUAAUCGGCCAUUGAACACAGGAGCUCUGGUGUGAGCGCGAUAAGAUGUUCCAAAGUACGUUGAUUAAAAA
Salarias fasciatus (jewelled blenny) is the source of this 1085-nucleotide messenger RNA. RefSeq names its product protein CutA homolog. Gene Ontology annotation, biological process: response to metal ion. The record is from RefSeq and is a predicted model, not a curated record. The annotation marks the transcript as partial. The transcript has 6 exons. Lineage: Eukaryota; Metazoa; Chordata; Actinopteri; Blenniiformes; Blenniidae. Gene Ontology annotation, molecular function: copper ion binding.